Messenger RNA from Beta vulgaris subsp. vulgaris (sugar beet), 1185 nucleotides. RefSeq lists its product as uncharacterized. The transcript has 2 exons. Bases 1 to 1185 code for a protein of 394 amino acids. NCBI's taxonomy places the organism in Eukaryota, Viridiplantae, Streptophyta, Magnoliopsida, Caryophyllales, Amaranthaceae. The record is from RefSeq and is a predicted model, not a curated record.
AUGGAUCACAAUCCUACUGAUCUGAAGAGAGAAAUUGAAAGAAAAUGGGAGAUCUUAGGACAUGAGAGGCCAGAAACUCUGAAAGCGGAAUAUCCUUCGCAACCGUCUAUUUACAGGGUUCCAGAACAUCUUCGAGAGCUCAGUAACAAUGCUUACAUACCGUGGAGAGUAUCAAUUGGUCCUUAUCACUACAAUAAUCCGAAAUUUUGGGUUAUGGAAGAACACAAGCUGGAGUAUAUGAAGGCUUUCAUUAAUAGAGCAUCGUCGCACACUUUAGAGGACUACAUUAAGGUUGUCGAGGAACUAGAACCGAUGGCGCGCUUUUGCUAUGCUGAUCGAACAAUAGGCCUCAUCCAGUCCAAACAAUUUGUUGAGAUGUUACUUAUUGAUGGCUGCUUCAUAGUAGAGUUCCUUCUUAGAAAGAUUCAAAAAUUAGCACAUGUUGAUAUGGAACCUACAAGAGAAAGUUAUGGUCAAAUGUACGAAUUUGUCGGAAGUAUCUCCCCCUUCCGACCCGCGCAUGAUAUCAUAUUCCGCAGUACAAGAACUUCGUUUGAAGUACGGCGUGACCUGAUCUUGUUGGAGAAUCAACUUCCAUAUGAUGUCCUUGAGAGCCUAGAUGGCAGAGACAUAAAGGAAUUUCGGGUCCCUAGUGUAACACAGUUGGCGAAAGCUGGCGUUCAUUUCAGAGCUAGUCAAAGCCCGUGGCUCAGUAUAGAUUUGUCAAAUGGGGUUUUGGAGUUGCCGGCUUUGAGUAUAUGGCAUCAUACAGAUACAUUUUUCAGGAAUGUGAUGGUGUACGAGUUAUACACCGAGGCUAAUCAUACAAGAUCUACAACGAUCAGUGAUUAUAUGUGUCUUAUGGAUGACCUGAUAAAUUCAAAAGAAGAUGUUGCUCUACUUACAAAGGAAGGUAUUAUUCAUAACUGGUUAGAGUCAGAUGAUGCAUUAUCAGAUCUAUUUAAUUCUAUUACUAAGCACAUCUUGGCAGACCAUGCAUCCUAUGCAAGAAUCUGCAGGGAUCUCAAUGACUUUCUUAAGAAACCAAUGCCAAAGUACAAGGCAAUCCUUCGACAAAAUUACUUCAAUGAACCAUGGGCGAUUAUAUAUUUCAUCACUGGAGUGCUCAUACAAACUGCUGCUACUAUCAUACAGGCUGUCACUGAUAUUCGCUCUAACAAGUAG